This is a messenger RNA of Lactuca sativa (garden lettuce), 1873 nucleotides long. Its product is annotated as transmembrane epididymal protein (DUF716). NCBI's taxonomy places the organism in Eukaryota, Viridiplantae, Streptophyta, Magnoliopsida, Asterales, Asteraceae. The record is from RefSeq and is a predicted model, not a curated record.
CUUUUACUCAAGUCUAAUGGCUGUCUUUUUCUGAUUUACUUGUUUGUGGAAAACACAUGCAACAUUCACCUAUUAUCAUGCACCAUGCAGGCAUGCACUACUUCGAUUAUUGUAAUCUACCUUUUUUUCUUUUCCUUUUUUUGCAUCAUAUAUUGUAUCUUCUGAAAUCAUCUUCAUAUCAAACAAGAACGACCCCAUCUAUCACGAAAAAAAGACUCCAUGGGAACACUUGCUGGACAUCUAGUCCCGGGUUCAGCUCUUGCACUCCUUGGCUUAUGGCACAUCAUCAAUACAAUCAAAUCCUACCACCUCAAAGGUCCGACCCACUUCAGAUCAAGCUUUUGGCACCCCUUUUGGAGCUCUAUCUCAAAGCUAGCAUACAUGGAGCUCAUUCUUAUUAUCUUUUUCUCCAUAUUUUCCAUUAUCAUGCAAGUUUUAGACUACCCUUUGUUCUCAUUCACUUUCAAGUUCAACAACUUCGAGCAUGCCACCAUGUUCCUCCAUCUUCUCAUAUAUUCGGGUUUUACCCUUUUUAGCGAACUCAAUAACAAAUCCGACACCCUAUUCGAGGUGUCAGGAAUCCUAGCUACUUCUGUUUUUGGUCAAGAACUUUUCUUACUCUAUUAUCACUCAACCGAUCAUGUUGGACUUGAGGGACAUUACCAUUGGUUAAUGCAACUUAUAGUGUUUAUCUCUCUUCUAUCAUCUUUAUCUGUCACCACUUUCCGAUCAAACUUUCCUUCAUCUCUAGUUCUUUCUAUAUCUGUUGCGUUUCAGGGGUUUUGGUUCAUUAACAUGGGAUUCAUGUUAUGGGUUCCUGAGUUUGCGCCCAAAGGGUGCACCAUAAGGUUGGGCCAUGGUGGUGACAGCGACAUGCAUGGUGCAGUCGUGUGUGGGACCCAUGAUGCGUUUUUAAGAGCUAGAGCACUUGCUAAUUUGCAGUUUAGUUGGAUACUUGCUGGGGUUUUGAUCUUUGUGGGAUGUGUAUGUUUAUUUUUUCCAAAAAAGAUUGCUAAUAGGGGUCAGUCGAUUCAGUAUGAAAGACUUCAUAGUAGAGUUGCUGAGGUCCCUCUCUCAGUUGUCGGAUUCAAGAACUAAAUACAUGUCUAAAUUGGCAAAAAUCAUUGAUGCUACUAAUGAAAUGAUCAGACUUUAUAAUAUAAUAUAUAUGAUUCUUGUGUUAUUGAUCAUUAUAGUUGAUUAGUUAUGGUUGAAUUUUGUUAUACAUAUAAGAAAGCAUAAAUGAUAUAUGGUAUUAUAUAACUUGUGCUCCAUACAUGUUUAUGAGUGAUUCUACAUGAAUGAACAAUGAAACAAAGAUACAAUUUUAGGAAAAAAGUGCAGAAAUCCCAAGAUUUCUUACUCUGCCUCUUCAACAGCUGCUUCGAUUCGGAGAAGAACAAAACCAACUGCAACUCCAACAAGAGUAAGUCCAUUCAUAAUUGCUGCUAUCUGGAAAAUCUCAGCGGCAGCAUUGCAGGUGGAGCUGAGUGCUCCGCCGCCGCCGGCGAUAUUCUUGGAUGAUGGCUUCUUCAUUGAGUAAACAAAGUUUGCGAAUUGCUGUUCGGUAGAAACGGGGAGUCCUAAUGCAGCGACGGUGUUCUGAGCUUUAAGGCCACCGAAUGAGUUGAGUCCCUUGAUGUAAGUGACUUUGGUUGAGGUGGUUCUCCCGGAAGAGCGGGUGGGAGCAACCACCGUCAAGUUGACCGGAGAUAAAGUGGCGGAGGCUGAGGCGGAUGCCAUUGGGAAGUGGAGAGAUUGGGUUAACAAUUCUGGUGGAUUUGGGAAGUUGAUUGAAAUCUAGAGAUGAUGAGUGGGUGAAGGGAGAAAAGGGAAAGAAAAGAAAGAUAUGUGGAUAAGGUGUUUUGAUGAA